Suillus plorans is the source of this 1739-nucleotide messenger RNA. RefSeq lists its product as uncharacterized. NCBI's taxonomy places the organism in Eukaryota, Fungi, Basidiomycota, Agaricomycetes, Boletales, Suillaceae. Bases 52 to 1521 code for a protein of 489 amino acids. The transcript is spliced from 8 exons. The record is from RefSeq and is a predicted model, not a curated record.
CUCCAUAAUAAUACUAGCGAUCCAAGCUGGAAAUACACCCGGUCAUUUGUGAUGGACAGAAAUUUCAAAGCCGAACAUCUGCAUCCCAUUAAGCCAUUCGAUGAAGUUUGGCUAGUCCAAUGGGCUUGGAUUUCAUCUGGAGUCCACGGUAUCGGGGGAGUUGCCUGUGCCAGACACGGUUGCUUUGUCCCUCACUCCAUGGUGGAUUUUCAGAAAGGCAAAAGACAAAUGAACAUGGACUACGCCCUUUGCGAGGCUUCCCGGCACAACAUGGAAGGCAUCACCAGGGCUGUCACCUUCUAUGAUAUUAAUUGUCAAUACAACAAACACUUUCGGGUUCGGGUGGAUCGAAGUCGAUUUCUAGAAAUGGCACCACAACUAACCAUCAUUCCCGGAAUUGGGUUAUGGCACAUUCAUGGCCAUCAGGACAGCUGCUAUGUCCGAUAUGCUUCUAACUUUAUUGAAGGCAUGACUCUAUGGGCACGGCUCAAUCUGAUCUCCCCUGCUGCUCGGGGAAUAAAGUGGAAAGCAUUUGACAGACUCGAUGAAGCAGCACCCUUACAUUUGAAGACAGAAUGGUUAGCCAGGGAGAGGAUAGCUCAGUCAAGCAGAUUGAAUGAUCCUUCAGCGAUGGAUGAAUAUGAGAUCAAUAUCAAAAAGGCACCUAGCAAAAAGGAGAUUGAGCUUAGAUUGUUAGAGGAGGGUAACGCCCGCAAUGCAGCACCCUCUCGAGAUCUGAUCGGAAGAAGAUCCACCGAGACACAGAGAUUAGACAUCGCCCGCCAGAUAGAUGGAUUUGCUCGGUCUGCUCUAACACAUCUCGGGGAGGGAUUUGAUGCAGAUGAUGAACCUGAGGACUUGAACGUAGACAUUCUAGAUGAUCUCGAUGAUGACCCGGCGGAUUUCACAGAGACAUCUCAUACAUGGACAAACUCUCCCGAGCUCACUGUAAUCCCGUUGCCAUCAAACCUGGGUGUUGAUAGAUGCAGACGAUGCAUGGCAGAGGAUCUGAUUCCCCUGGAGAUGUCUCUUCGUGAAGGGCAGGCCAAUGAUGCCCUUCACAAUCUCCGCAUUUACCUUUGCAACAAGGCCAUCCUGUUCCGAACAACCGUUCGGCAGGCCAAAUCCCAGGCCCUGAAAACUCGAGCUUGGUCCCAGGUGACGUCGGUGCAGCAGGCAGUCUCCCUCCAUGCCAGCAUAUAUACAAAGACCAGGAAGCAAAUGAUGAAACUUGAGCCGGGGCAAGACCAGCUUCAGAAAUACAAACCCCUGCUUCGCGAGCAACUCAAAAUCAGCACUGCAGUGGGCGACCCAAAUGCCCGAGGUCAACGAAAUGAAUCUUUGGCUUGGUUUUGGUCUGUUGAAGUCGACCUCGGGGGUCCUGAUCAAUCGUGGAAUGAGGAAUGUGAGUUCCUGCUUGCAUGUCAUAUCCCACGGUUACCUGACUGGACCCAUGCCAAGUUUACCGAGUCCAUUGGCUGCGGGCAAAGGCACUACGAGAUCGAUGGAGGGAAGAAAUGAUAUUGGUCAAAUUGGAGAUGGAUUGGACAUGUAAGUUCUUUUUGUGGAAAGCAACCCAAUGGGGCGACCACAUGCAGGAAUCAUUGGAGAAACGCCUUCCGGGUCACGGAUGCUAUGCCGGAAGGCAAUCGCGAAUGUAUUCAUUGCUCGCACAGGAUGCGCAGGCAGCUUUUCAAGACCUACAAAACGUGUUGAUAGAGGCUGGAGAUGAAUGAACA